Larimichthys crocea (large yellow croaker) is the source of this 4228-nucleotide messenger RNA. It is a transcript of the gene fbxw7, whose product is annotated as F-box and WD repeat domain containing 7. Gene Ontology annotation, biological process: proteasome-mediated ubiquitin-dependent protein catabolic process; ubiquitin recycling. The transcript has 11 exons. Lineage: Eukaryota; Metazoa; Chordata; Actinopteri; Sciaenidae. Gene Ontology annotation, molecular function: ubiquitin binding. The record is from RefSeq and is a predicted model, not a curated record. Bases 503 to 2158 code for a protein of 551 amino acids. Gene Ontology annotation, cellular component: cytoplasm; nucleus.
UGUAAUCCGAUCCUGUUUGGAGGAGCCGCCGUGCAAGCCUGUGAAGAGAGGAAGAGAGAGGGCACUGCUCUGCGCUCUGACGCUCUCCACUCCUCCCACUUUUCUGCCGAGUGUCACCCUCCUUCUCCCUCAUCUGUUCACUCCCCUGCUCGGUGAGGGCUGGUCGGCGGCGCACACGCCUCCGGGAUCGUCGCAUCGCAUUGUUCACCCACCCGACCGAGCCUCCGUUAAGUCGGCGCGACACUGCACACGGAGCUUUCUUUUUUUUUUUUUUUCUUUAAACACCUCUAUACAUUUUUCCUAAAUGUCUUUACCGGGGGAAUCUACCGCAUGCACGCCAGUCCGGUGACGUGCCCGAGCAUGUUCACAUCACAGACGGCGUCGGAUUUACCUGAGAGUACGCUGCCCUCACACCGUCAGAGCGAUCUCCCCACCGCGCACACACAUUUGGACUUCACCGAUUGUCACUGAAGAGGAAAAAGGAAAACACCGGAUUACAACGAUGGGGUUCUACGGCACUUUAAAGAUGAUUUUCUACAAAAUGAAGAGAAAGUUGGACCCCGAGGUCCGAACUUUCCCUUCAGGAAAAAAGCCCUGCAAAGGCCCAGAAUAUUCCAGCCCGACAGGAAUUGUCCCGUGUCCAGCCACACCCACCACAUUUGGCCACAUUAGAACAGCCAACGGUCAGGGGCAGCAGAGACGGCGUAUCACCUCAAUCCAGCCACCCACGGGUCUCCAAGAAUGGCUCCGAACAUUUCAGAGCUGGACUGGCCCAGAGAAGCUGCUGGCGCUGGAUGAGUUGAUUGACAGCUGUGAGCCCACACAAGUCAAGCAUAUGAUGCAGGUGAUCGAGCCGCAGUUUCAGCGAGACUUCAUCUCCCUGCUGCCCAAAGAGCUGGCUUUGUAUGUGCUGUCAUUCCUGGAACCGAAGGACCUCCUCCAAGCAGCCCAGACGUGUCGCUACUGGCGCAUCCUGGCAGAAGACAACCUGCUGUGGAGGGAGAAAUGCAAGGAAGAAGGCAUCGACGAGCCUCUGCCCCUCAAGAAGAGGAAAAUCGUCAAGCCUGGCUUCACUCACAGCCCCUGGAAGAGUGCCUACAUCAGGCAGCACAGAAUAGACACCAACUGGAGGAGAGGGGACCUCAAAUCACCUAAGGUGCUGAAAGGUCAUGACGAUCACGUGAUCACCUGCCUCCAGUUCUGUGGCAACCGCAUUGUCAGCGGCUCUGACGACAACACGCUGAAAGUCUGGUCGGCCAUCACAGGAAAGUGUCUGCGCACGUUGGUGGGCCACACAGGGGGCGUGUGGUCAUCCCAGAUGAGAGACAACAUUAUUAUCAGCGGCUCCACUGAUCGCACACUCAAGGUCUGGAACGCAGAGACAGGAGAAUGUAUCCACACCCUCUAUGGGCAUACCUCAACAGUGCGCUGCAUGCACCUACACGAGAAAAGGGUUGUCAGCGGCUCUCGUGACGCCACGCUGCGCGUCUGGGACAUUGAGACAGGUCAGUGUUUACACGUCCUAAUGGGCCACGUGGCGGCGGUGCGCUGCGUCCAGUACGAUGGGCGGCGGGUGGUCAGCGGUGCCUAUGACUUCAUGGUCAAAGUGUGGGACCCUGAGACGGAGACCUGCCUCCACACGCUGCAGGGCCACACCAACAGAGUGUACUCAUUACAGUUCGAUGGGAUCCACGUGGUGAGCGGCUCAUUGGACACGUCUAUAAGGGUCUGGGACGUGGAGACGGGCAACUGCAUCCACACCCUAACGGGCCAUCAGUCCCUCACCAGCGGCAUGGAGCUCAAAGACAACAUCCUGGUCUCAGGCAAUGCAGACUCCACUGUCAAGAUCUGGGACAUCAAGACGGGACAGUGCCUGCAAACACUGCAAGGGCCCCACAAGCACCAGAGCGCCGUGACGUGCCUCCAGUUCAACAAGAACUUUGUCAUCACCAGCUCGGACGAUGGCACAGUUAAACUGUGGGACCUGAAGACGGGCGAGUUCAUCCGAAACCUGGUGACUCUGGAGAGCGGCGGCAGCGGCGGUGUGGUGUGGCGCAUCCGGGCCUCCAACACCAAGCUGGUGUGCGCGGUGGGCAGUCGCAACGGCACAGAGGAGACCAAGCUGCUGGUGCUGGACUUUGAUGUAGACAUGAAGUGAGAAGGGACGUGGUGGGGAUGGACGAAGAGAGCGAACCACAGAGAGGAAGGAAAAGAGAGGGAAUGGGAGAUGAGGCACCUAGAAAACCAGAGGGCCCAGAAGCCCAGAACUCUUCACCCAAACUCGCAAAAUCUACAACCACCACCAACAGUGGGCUGUCCUGUCCUCUACCAUUAAUCUUCCCCGUCCCCCUUUGGGCAAAUGUUACCGACAGAGCCACAGACCCUCACGUGUUCAGCCCCUGCUUUCGACUCCCUACCACCAGUACGAGGUGGAGUCGGAGGGGAUCGGGCUGGAAACGAGGCAGGAGGGGAGGAGGAGGAGCCACCACCAGUCUGUCCCUUCUUGAUUGGCUGGGAGAAGGAAGAGCGGAAGAAAGGAACGACGACUGAACUCUUUAGAAGCAACUCUCAACCCUUUCGGUUCGGGGGGUCAGCUUCGCACAGAGACUUGGUUUCGCUCAAGCCUGACAGAUUUUGACAUGUACAGAGAUAUAUUAUUUUUUAAAAGACCCCUCCACAAACUCCCUCUGCGCCCCCCCUCCCAAAAAAAAAAAAAAAAAAAAAAAAUCCCCCUUCCCAUCAGUGCGCGCCCACACACACAUACACUCAAAUGGCCAACCGGAAAGUGGAAAAGAUUGAGGAAGUUGGUAGACAUUUAAAGCUAAAUUUCCACACAGUUACAACUUGAGAGCUGCUUGUUGUAGAGGAGAGGAAGCGACUGGAGGGUUCAGCCUGUAAUCGGGCUCGUUUCUUGUCACUCCAUUUCCGUUCUUAUUGUUCUCCACUCGGUUUCACUAGUUUGAUUUCUUUACAAUACCGCACACAAACACAACUGUGAAUUUCAAUAAGUUUUUUGGUUUAUCGUAUGAAAGGGGGUUUCUCUUUUGUUUAGUUUUUUUUUUUUUCUUCUUUUCCUCGCGGUUGCCAACAGCAACAAAUCCCAGUAUUAGAAAGCUGCUCUGUUUAGGUUUGCUGUCAUUAUAUCACAAGGGUUUUUUUUUUCCUCCUGUCUUUUUAUUUGAGUUGUUUGUUUUGUUCUUCCUGUUUUCUACAUACCUGGCUUUGGAGAUCUGUCUCCACGUAAACAUCAAUGCUGUCCAGAAUUUUUCAGAGUCUAAGUGGGGUGGUUUCCUCAAUGCCGGUGCUGUGAUAAGAGGAAGUUAAGGUUCUUUGCUCCAAGCGCUGUGGAUUAAAUGCCCCCUGAACCCACCCAGCCCUUCCCCUCCCCUCUACUGUUUUCCCCCAGUGGCCAAACUGUAUUUAUGCUGCUAGAUGAAUGGAAAAAAUAGAGAGAGAGAGAGGGAACUUUUACUUGCUGCGACGUUUUAGUCCCAGGCAGAAUUCCAAAAUUGAACUCUAUAUGUUUGGACUUACAGAAACAAAAGAUGACAAAAGAAUAACAUCCGACAUUUUUGUUUUAUUUUGUUUGUUUUUUUUGCCACUGAAACUUGAGCCAAACGUGCCUCUACGAGGCUGAGAGGAGGGAGCGUGUCCGACAUACUGACGGGAUCGCCUGCAGAGAGGAAACAAGGGGAUGUACACUGUUGGCGUGCGUGUGUGUGCGUGCAUGAGUGCGUGUGUUAGCGUGUUAAUGGGCAACUUGUAAACACAUUCCUUGGGACAAAGCUCUUUCAGCCUGUUCUUUGGGGAAAUGUACAAAUGCUGUGUUUGGACUGGCAAAGAAAAAAAAAACAAAAAACUAGCAGAUGUAUCGGUUUUUAACACGUGAAUGAAAGAACUGUCCGUAUCCGUGUGUGAUUGUUGUUCCAUUCAAAGAUGUCUGAAGCAACAGAGGAGACCAUCACAAGCAUCAACUGACAGGUCGAGCUGCCAGGAGUCUUAGUGUUACAUGUGUUGCAGUCAAAAUCAGCGGUUGCGGCUGCUCGGUAAGUGGCCGCAGACUCGUGGAUUGUCAGUUGGGAAAAAUAAAAACACAAAAGGCAACAAACGUGAACAGAAACAUUGUAGCCAAACGAAAAAUCGUCUCAAUCUCCAAGAGUCACAACUCAAGCUGAACUGUGAAAGUGGUAUAACACUGUAUAUUAAAAAAGAAAACAAUCUUGCUCUA